This is a messenger RNA of Canis lupus familiaris (dog), 7345 nucleotides long. It is a transcript of the gene IPCEF1, whose product is annotated as interaction protein for cytohesin exchange factors 1. NCBI's taxonomy places the organism in Eukaryota, Metazoa, Chordata, Mammalia, Carnivora, Canidae. The transcript has 13 exons. The record is from RefSeq and is a predicted model, not a curated record. The coding region runs from base 409 to 1761 and encodes 450 amino acids.
GGCAGACAGGCCGCGCAUGCUUUGCGUGCAUAGUGCCCUGGAUUUGGGAAUCGAGGAAGGGACACAGAUAAUGAUAAGAGGAAAGAACAAGAAAAUUGAGGAAGUAGAGAUGACACUUCCUCUUCUUUCGAAAGAGCUUCAGUCUCUGCUCAGCUUCUAAUUGUAGUCCUGUGUAGACUGAGCCUCCAGAGCUGUUGCUGCUUGGGGUGGAAUCCUCGGCCUUUUCCUCAGUGGAUUAUGAGUUUUCUGAAUUCAGGGAUAACCAGUCAGCUCUUGGAUUUACUCUCUUUCCCUUGCAUAUCAGAGGCAACAGAACUGGAACGAGGGUACUCAUAGCCUUUUGGUGUCUCUUUGCAUUCGUGUUAUGAUUCCAGCCAGAGAAAGCCAUCUAUUCUUGAAGGAGAUGGUAUGCUUGGAUUGUGUCAACAAAUGUCUCAAUUGAAGGCUUUUGUUUCUACUAAUUUGACAUCAUACAUGGCUACUGAUGGCAAUGCUCUUCAGGUUCCCUUGCGUCAGAAGCAGAGAAAGAAAACUCAAGGUUUUUUCACGAUGAGUCGGAGGAGGAUAUCCUGUAAAGACCUGGGACAUGCUGACUGCCAAGGUUGGCUAUAUAAGAAAAAAGAAAAAGGAACUUUCCUGAGCAACAAAUGGAAAAAGUUCUGGGUGGUGCUGAAGGGAACGUCGCUAUACUGGUACAGCAAUCAAAUGGCAGAGAAGGCUGAUGGAUUUGUCAAUCUGCCCGAUUUCUCUGUAGAGAGAGCAUCUGAAUGCAAGAAAAAGCAUGCUUUUAAGAUCAGCCAUCCACAGAUCAAGACCUUUUUUUUCGCAGCUGAGAAUGCACAGGAAAUGAGUGUGUGGUUAAACAAGCUUGGAUUAGCUGUAAUCCAUCAUGAAUCUGCUACAAAGGAUGAAGAAUGUUAUAGUGAGAGUGAACAGGAGGACCCUGAAAUAGCUGUGGAGACACCACCCCCUCCUUACUCUGCAGAGACUUUCUCUCCUUUGGCUGCCCAGCAGGCACCUUCAUCUUCACCCAAAUCAUGUUCUUGCUCUUCCUUGGAAAGUACGAUAAAGACACAAAGCAGUUUGGCCUCCUUCUCUAGAGACAGACAGUCCUGGAUCGACAUGGGCAACAGUUCGGCCGCUGCUGACAAUGAGGAACAGUCUAUAAUGUUUGCUGUGGCAGUGCGCUCAUCUGCCCCUGCUGAAGCAAACAGUUGCAGGGCUCUGGAGAAUAGCUUUGCCACAUCAGAAAGUGGAUUUUUGAACUCUUUGUCUAGUGAUGAUACUUCUUCACUGAGUAGCAACCUGGACCAUCUUGCUGUCCCAGACCAGCCCACUGGAUCAAAGAUGGCAGACAGAGAAGAAACAAAAUUGUCUGAGGAUGAUGAAAUGGAGAAACUCUACAAAUCGUUAGAACAAGCUAGUCUUUCUCCUCUUGGGGACCGUCGGCCUUCAACCAAAAAGGAGUUGAGAAAGUCCUUUGUUAAGCGAUGUAAGAAUCCAUCCAUAAAUGAGAAACUUCACAAAAUCCGAACCUUGAAUAGCACAUUGAAGUGUAAAGAACAUGACCUGGCCAUGAUUAACCAGUUGCUGGAUGAUCCGAAGCUGACUGCCAGAAAAUACAGGGAGUGGAAGGUGAUGAACACCCUGCUGAUCCAGGAUAUCUAUCAGCAGCAGCGAGCCCCCAUGUCUGCCCAUGAAGGCACCCCCGAGGGACUUGAGAAACCACCUUCCUCUGCCUGUGUUGAAAAUUCUAUUUGAGAACAAGCCAGCAUUUUCUUCCCUUAUAUUACCCCAAGCAACUUUUGGAGAUGUUAUAAGAGCUUUCCUUAAAAGGAAAACUGAAACCAGUUAUUCAAGCAUUGGCUCCUUCUCUAAAGAUGUGACUAAAGUGAGGACCCACUCUGACAGCAACAGGACUCUUCAUUCUGGUUGUAGUGCUUACACUGAGACUGGAGGGAUUGAGUCCAGUUGAACAAACAUCGUGUUUCUACUCGGAGCUCAUGGUUAUGCUGGGCUCUAAGUGAGAUGUGAGAAGUGUAGGUUCCUUGCUCUAAAGAGAAUCACAGUGUUCUAUGGACAAAGAUCAUGUUUUACCAGGGAUAAUUAUUCAGAGAAAUGUUCUCUUUUCCAAAAGAAGAAUCUACAGAUUCCACCAGGUUGGGUAGUUGAAUUCUUCAAAUCAUUUCUUUGAGUGGAGGAAUGUGUUUUACAGCAGAAACUGGAAGGGAACAAAUGUGGUAUUACAGAACCAAAAUCUCUCACCUUUGGUCUGGAAUGGUGGUGCCUUUUCCAUGAGCUGAGAAAUACUUCACAGUGAUUGGUGUGUGGGAUAGCCCAAGGAGGUGGCAUGUUCUGUUAAACACUCCCUCAAAAGACAGGCUUGAUGUUUCCACACUUUACCCAGGUGUGGGGUGGAGGUGGGGGUGGGGUUGGGGUUGGGAGUAAGCGAUCUGAUUAGUUUCCUUUCCACAGAACAGCUAAAGAGAUCUAUGUCAUCACACUUAGAGACCUCUACUCCCUCCUAGCUUCUCUAAGCCAUUGCAGGAGAUAGAAGUAAGUCCAGCAACGAAUGUUUCUUGCUUUUGUCUCUGGGUGUGAUGCCAAUACACAGUGUCAAUUUAUAUUGUUUCCCCAAGAUCAAGAUGGACAAGAUAAUUCUGGUGUCUGAAUGGGUUUGAUUGAUAUCUUUACUCCAAAAAACCCCACAAAAGCAACAAGAGACUUACAAUAUGAUUGUUUUAUUUUUGUAUAUUUACGUGUCACUUUGUGUCCUAUGUGAAUAGCUAUCUAUAAUAUGUUUGUUAUUUAAGUAUAUUUAUAGAAGGUCAAAUUACUAGUGUUUUAAAAGAUGGUAAAGUAAUUAUAUGUUUUGCUCAAUAUAUAUUCUCCAAGUAUAUACUUUUUUGCUUGAGAAAAUAGGAAUACUGUUGAUUCAGUGGAGCUUUUAUGCUGCACUAUGAUGUAUGAGGAAUGCUCAGGAUAACUUGUGGGAUAAAUGUGGAGGCAUGUAUUAAUAAUGGUUCAAUUUCUAGCUUCUCUUUCCCUCUCGCUCCCUCUCUUUCUCAACCCAGAGUGCUUAGAGUUGUGUCACUCGCUUAACCAGAAAAGGACUUUCACCUUAGGUUAUUUUUUCAAGUAAAUAAACUUUUUAAGCCUUAUGGCAUUUAUGCCCACAAACCCUAAACCAAAUGAAACACAGUGAAGAUAGUCUUUUAUCUGGGGUCUGAUAGAAAUUUUGGGGUCUGCUGUUAAUAGAGAAGUAGUUAUGAAGUAAUAUGAAGUUAUUAGAGAAGUAAUAUCUUCCCUUAUUAAUCACCACAAAUAUUUUUCAUCCUACGAAUAACCACAACCCACCAAAAACCCAUUUUGCCCUUACCCCUAGCAAAUUGUCAGCCAAAAACGCACACGGGGUAUGUUUCAGAGAGUGAACCUGUGGCUUGACAUUCAAAUGGAAAUAACCCUCUGAAUUUUAUCUGCAAACCAAAUGGAAAGAGUCCUUGAAUGUUUCCCCAAGUUUUACUCAGAAGUGUUAAUACUUUGUAAACAAAAACAACCUCAGUAUUAAGAAAGAAGAAAGAAAAACCGCAGGAAACAAGUUAGAAUUCUAGAAGCUUCUGUAAAAUAAGAGGGCGUGGGACACCUGGGUGGCUCAGUGGUUGAGCAUCUGCCCUGGGCUCAUGUGGUGCUCUCGGGUCCUGGUAUUGAGCUCCACAUGGGGCUCUCUAAGGAGCCUGCCUCUCCCUCUGCUUAUGUCUCUGCUUCUCUCUCUCUGUGUCUCUCAUGAAUAAAUAAAUAAAAUCUUAAAAAAUAAAUAAAAUAAGAGAACGUGUCAGGCAGUAUGGCCCAGCAGACAUUUAGGAGUGCCUGCCCCACAUAGAAUGGCUUCCCAGACUCAGGGGCCUGGCUUAUGGUGAAUUUACUGUUGGCAACGGUGACCAUGGGAGUCCUCAGAUAGGAUCUUGAAGCUUCUGCUUUGAGCAGCCAGUGCUUUAAUCUCUUCACAAUGUAAACAAAAUUCGAGGGAAUGAGAAGUAUGAGUGGAGGAGAUAAUUGUAUGGCAAAGUUUUCUUUCACCUUCUUUUCCCUUUGCUUGAGAUACCAAUCUAGAAACUCCGAAACCAUUUUUUUUAAAUUGAAGUGCUCCAGAAGCUUUUGGCCAGGGCUCGAGAAUACACUUCCAUGCUUUGCUUUGGCUUCUCAUUAAUGCACACUUAACUGGCCACUUAGUGUAAAUUCCUUUAGGAGCACUCAAACUUAAAGGCAGAUUAGGUCCAAGAGAUUAUGGAAUCAAACCUUUCAGUUAUUUGUCAAGGUCUAGUCAAUCCAGAAGCUUUGGCUUUGUUAAAGCACUUACUCUGCAGAAGCUCCCCCAGUGAAAGACCAAACUGCCCAAUCUUGCACCCACUCUUCUAGACCAAGCUUGCCUGCCUAUUGGUGUCAAGACCUUUCUGUAAAUGCUUUCCAUUCUGCAUUACUUUGUGUUAGGAAGUAGGGGGCUGCCUCUGUGAGGCAGCUUCAGCUGUGGCCACUGAGAGGAAUUGGGGUUGGGAGGGGCAGUAGGAAGUGACAGAGUGGGUGACACUUUCCAUGAUACUCAAUUUAGGAAUAACCCUGCCAUUUUUCUGGUUCAAAGGAUAUUGGGAAAACUAGAUUACUUCCAUUUUAUUCUUGGGAAUUGGGUCAUCUCUGAAAUGGAUUUUGGGUACUUUCAUGCGGUCUAAAGGGUGACUCUGUUACCCACUCCUGUAGACAUAGUGUCUGAGGGCUGGGGAAUGACCCAGAACCAUGGCUGCUCAGGAAGCAGAUAAUCUGAGCAUAAUCAGAUCCAACCCUGGGGCACCUGCUGUGGAUUAGGAUCUGGAUGGGACUCCUCUUUGAGUUUGUAAGGAAGACUACUUCUCUCUGUUGUUAGCCUGCAGACCCAGACUAGUGCCCGAUAGGAUACCUCCAUGGCUGGUUCAUUGCAGCAUACACUGAAUUGAAUGGUCCCACAUUUGAUGGGCAUAUACUGCUUUUAAUAAUUCUUAGUUCUAAUCUCUGUGUAGCAUCAAAGAUCUAGGAAGAAUCAUAAAGCAUACUACUUCAAAGACUCCAGGAAGCCUAAGAAAGAUUGUGUGUGGAGUCAGAUUUCAAUGUGAAACCCAAGCCUUAUAUUUAUGUAGCACUUUGUAGUUUGCAAAUCUGUGUGUUCAGGCUUCUCUCCUUCCCUCUUAGUGGUCUUUGCAGGGAUGAUUGUGGACUAUCAUUCCUCUUUUCUCACCAGGGAGGAAAUAAGCUCCUCCCACUCCUCUCUCCCUUUACCUUGCCCAGUCACUGUGGGGUCCCAGCCCUGUGACGUUUGGUAUGUGUGCAUUGCGCUAAACAUAUCCACGGCCAUGGUGGCUUUUGUGAAGUCAUCCACUGGAAACCUGUGGGACCAUUCAAUUCCUCUUUUUCUCAGGGCUGAAGGGUGACUGUCCCUCCUGCAGCCACUGGCUGCUGAGCUGACUGGAUCGACAUGUGACCUAGUCACUCUGCUUCCUUUCCUUUCUUCUGGAAAUUUCACUGCUUCUUAGAGAUCCUUGGAUGGAAGAAGUAGUUAGAAGAAAUGGAAUUCACUUUUUUUCUUUUAAAAGCAUGUCGGGAGAUGUCAGAGACAGAGCCUAGUGACCAGGCGUUAGUCCCUCCACCUUCCUCUCCCAAUUUCUUCUCCUGUAAUUAUGGUAGCUUCCUCAGAUAGACUUGAAGUGACAAACAAUAUCAUAGAACUGAGAGAUCAAAAGAAAAUAUGCUUUAAGUCUCUUAAGGAGAGGUACCAGACAAAUCCCAGCUAUAUUUAAGUACAUGGGCACACACCCCUUUUAAAAUAGUCUCCUUGAAAGGUAGUAUUUUGAUAUUUAGCCACACAGAAUGUUUAAGUGAGUAAUAUAAGUACAGAGGAUACCUUUCCAAUAAUAUAAUAAAAAUAUAUAAUAAAAUAACCAAUAACUUCUGUUUAGUUUUAGAAUAUAUCUCUUCUUCAGUCUAAUAAAAUAGGGUAUUUGAGAUUUCCCAUUUUAUUUUCCUUCCAAUUUUGUGUGUACUUAUCUCACAAGAGAAAUCGAGUCCUAGAAAUGUCAGGUGACAGUCCUAGAAAUGUCAGGGUUUUGUAAUUUGUAAUUAAGAAGGAAAGCCCCUGAAACUAGAUCUUAACAGUCCAUAGGGAAUGGAUUAAGGAGGAGGAAUAAUUCUUACCUUCCCUGAAAGCCGCACCUCUCUGUGAACAAGAUACCGAACAGCUCCACAUUUUUCUAUGUUGUGAGACAGGAAGCAAUUUCCUUGCUUCCUCUGCACAUUUUUACUCUUCCCCGUACUACCACAGACCACGGAAAACAUUAAACAUGAUUCUACAUUCAGAAAAGUCCUUCCAGAUCUCUUCCCGUGAGAUCUCACUGUUCUAUACCAAUAUUUCUUUAUAUUGAGUCCAAAGGGGAGGAAGCAUGCUCCAUAGAGACAUUUAGCAUCCUGAAAUAAACACCAGGAUCUGUAAUCACCAUAGAAUUUAAUGUCCUUGCAUGAUGGGGAUAUGACAUUUAGCACUGCAUGGUGUUUGGGGCAAGAUGACAAUGUGGGAGUGAUAUCUUCAAUUUCCUUGUGCUUUCAUUCUCUGUCACCUGUCCUCUUUGAACUGAAAAAAAGAGGCAUGGCUCAUUUCUUCUGCAUUAUGUUUUUUGAGAUUGCCUUGUAAGAUACAAAUAAAAACAAGAGAAAACAUAUCUAGUAAAAUGAUAUGGAAAAAAAUGGAAAUCUAUUCCUGGUGUUCGUUUUCUGCCCUGCACAGUGUUGCUUUCUUCAAGAACAAACUCUCUGGGAAGAAUUUGCUGGCUGGGCUUUUAGCUUCUACAAAGGUUGCAGUGCUCUCUGGUGGCCAUCAUAAGAAUAGCUGAUCUAGACUUGAUGUUUUUGUUUUUAAAUACAGCAUUUAAUUAUGUUGGGAAAUCUAUUUCAAUAAUAACUGAUGGGCUCUUCUUCGGUGGUCCUUCACCUUACAGACUUUUUAGUAAAAAGAUAUAUUUAUCAAAAUUGUUGGUCUUCAUAAAACUUGACUUGCACAUUAUGUACCCCUUAUCAUUUCUAGGCACCCACAUUUUGUUUAGAAAAUUAGAAAAAGUUGCAGAUCAUAACAUUAAGACCUGUGGCACAUAUGUUUCUUAAAAAGCAUAAGCUGUUUCUGUGUGAAGAAUGAACAGAAAAAAUGUAGAAAGAGCAUAAUAAAUUGCCUUUAUUUUGGAUCACUGAUGAGAGGAAGUUAGCCUGCAUUUGAACUUGAUUCACACAUCCUUGAUUGCUGUCUACACAAACAAAUAAAAGGUUAUUUUUUUUC